UCAGGAAUAUAAAGAGAACAUGGUAACAUUUUAUUUCUUCAACUAUACGCAAACAUCUUCAUAUAGCUAGCUCGCAAUGCGAAGACUGUAGAUAGACGAGCAGUCUGUUAACGUUAGUCGCUCUGAAUCCGGGCAGUUGCACGUGUAGUUGCUAACUAGCCAGUGAAGAUGGCGGGGGCGUUCAAGGACACCGGUAAAGCCCCUGUUGAGGCUGAGGUUGCCAUCCAUCGCAUCCGUAUCACCCUCACCAGCCGCAACGUCAAGUCUUUGGAGAAGGUAUGUGCAGACCUUAUCCGUGGAGCUAAGGAGAAGAACCUCAAGGUGAAGGGACCAGUCCGUAUGCCCACCAAGACUCUGCGCAUCACCACCAGAAAGACACCCUGUGGAGAAGGCUCCAAGACCUGGGAUCGUUUCCAGAUGCGGAUCCACAAGCGUUUGAUCGACCUGCACAGUCCCUCUGAGAUUGUCAAGCAGAUCACCUCCAUCAGCAUUGAGCCUGGUGUAGAAGUUGAGGUCACCAUCGCUGACGCAUAAGCUGUUUUGUACCCCAUGCAAUAAAAGCUUUAAACAUAA
This is a messenger RNA of Salmo salar (Atlantic salmon), 573 nucleotides long. It is a transcript of the gene rps20, whose product is annotated as ribosomal protein S20. The record is from RefSeq and is a predicted model, not a curated record. Gene Ontology annotation, cellular component: ribosome; small ribosomal subunit. Gene Ontology annotation, biological process: translation. Gene Ontology annotation, molecular function: RNA binding; structural constituent of ribosome. Lineage: Eukaryota; Metazoa; Chordata; Actinopteri; Salmoniformes; Salmonidae.